Zychaea mexicana is the source of this 264-nucleotide messenger RNA. RefSeq lists its product as uncharacterized. The coding region runs from base 14 to 253 and encodes 79 amino acids. The record is from RefSeq and is a predicted model, not a curated record. Lineage: Eukaryota; Fungi; Mucoromycota; Mucoromycetes; Mucorales; Lichtheimiaceae. The transcript has a single exon.
UGAUCAUGGUUUGAUGCGGAUUACACUUGCAAAAACAUUGCUCAUAUGCACAAUGAUGUGCCUUUGUAUCCUUUCAAGAAUCUCUAUUGGCAUCUUUCGCAAGUCUGGAACCUUUUCAUUCUCGCUCUGCUGCCCCUCCCUUUUUCUCUCUACCGCAUGUUCUCAUGUAGAAGGCCAUUGCAGCAUUGUUAUGGUUAUGUACAUCAUCCACUUCAUACCCAAUUUCGAUGAUGCCGUCAUAGCUGGAAGAUAGAACCAAGAUCU